UCCAACAGAACAACAUCCACCAGACCAGAGAGGCUCACAUACAUGUUCCAGAUGAUUUCUUCUUUAAUGCCCGGACCAGCUCCACCCCUCUCACAGUCGGCCUGGCUGUUAGCUUGGCUCUUUGCAUCCUCCUGUUAAUUGUAGCAGUCGUUCUUUUUAUACACAUGAAGAGGCAAAACACUUUCAGGACUGAAAUCAUCACUAAGAAUGAUGUAGUUUCCUUUGAAGAAGCAGGAGGAGUGAGAAGGCCCCUCAUGAAAGACAGAGACCGACCACCAGAAAAUGAGCAGAAGUUAAAGAAGAUGAAAUCCGAGCAGGAGGAGGAAGCUGAAAAUAGAGGAAAAUCCCUGAAAGAAGAGCUGGACAGAAAGAACAAAGAGAUUGAAACCAAACGAGAUGAUCUGCUGCAGCUCCAGGAAAAGGAGGAGAGGACUGAGAACAAACUGAAAGCCCUGAAAGAAGAGCUGGAGAGACAGGAAACAGAGGUUUAUUUCUUUUAUAUUUAGUUGUCUGUUCAUCUUCUGCUUUCUGAGUCACACACUAAUAGAUUUAUCUUAAAACCGAUUAGAUUGUGUAACAAUGUUCUUAUGUUUCUCUCUAUUCUCUAAACAAGCUGAAGAAAAUGUCAGACCGUUCCUCCAGGCUUUACGUAAGUGCUCAUGGUA
This is a messenger RNA of Mugil cephalus (flathead mullet), 665 nucleotides long. Its product is annotated as myb-like protein X. The coding region runs from base 165 to 506 and encodes 113 amino acids. The transcript has 5 exons. NCBI's taxonomy places the organism in Eukaryota, Metazoa, Chordata, Actinopteri, Mugiliformes, Mugilidae. The record is from RefSeq and is a predicted model, not a curated record.